Messenger RNA from Baudoinia panamericana UAMH 10762, 604 nucleotides. RefSeq lists its product as uncharacterized. Bases 4 to 297 code for a protein of 97 amino acids. Lineage: Eukaryota; Fungi; Ascomycota; Dothideomycetes; Mycosphaerellales; Teratosphaeriaceae. The record is from RefSeq and is a predicted model, not a curated record. The transcript has a single exon.
GCCAUGCCGUUUGAGACCGAGCCUUUAGCAGUAAGAGAGGUGUCAGUGCUAGCAGCCAUUAUCCAAGUAAUGGACGUCAAUACCAUUUCCCGUACUGCAGCAGCAUCGUUAGUCUCAGAUCAGGUUGUACACCUUGGCUCCAGCCCGCCCUUCGCCGCACGCCGUAACUGUGUAAGGGCCUAUGGAGCCGUCAACGAACCAACUGCUACAGAGUAUGUAAGCCUCCUCAGACAUAUCCACAGAUGCCUUAAUAGGAACAGUACAACCGUACCGAGCGGACGCCGUCGCCCUCUCUGACCUCAAUUCCUAAGAGACUGAUGCCCUUUAUCGAACGCGUUAGCGCAUCAGCGUGCAUCUCAUCCAACCAGGAUUGUCGCGAUCACAGUAGGGUCAUAGGUAUGGAAGGCUCAUGCUAUCGUCGUGAAUGCAAGAGACGAAGUACGCCAGCCUUGCUCCGGAUGUCGAGAGGUAGCACUUCUUCCGCUUCGUGAGCGGUACACCCACGUCGGUUAUUUGCGAGGACGCUACUCUGCCGACUAUCGCGCAUACGCGUACUACCUUCCAGACGCCAAUCUGUCGAGUUCAGUUCGUGGCUUGUGCUGGA